ACACAAAACAUAUGCAUUUUGAGGUCUAUAUACAUAAACCCAUCAUCACUUUAGGGUCCAUCAUAAUGCAAGCCAUCCCAUCCCUCUAACAUUUCAAUUUCAAAUAUUCCACCAAAAAAAAAAAAAAAAUGAAGAAAAAUGUUUCUGGGAGCAAAUCGCCUCUCUUUUGGGUUCAAUUGCAAAAGCAAAAUCCAUUGCCAUCAAGAGCAGAACUAUCGCAGCCAAGCUCGCCUCAUCAUGUUCUCAUCUCUUACGAGGAAUAAAAGGGCUCUGAUGGGUUCCAUCUCCAAUAAGAUCAACAAUCUCCUAGAUGGUCAGUAUGACGAGCAUGAACAAGAAUGCAGAGGUGAUCAAAGUAAGGCCAUUGUUCUCUACAAUGCCAUGUUCAACGAGUCAUACCCAAGGUUGAGUUAUGUUGAGGAGAAGGGCGAUACUGAUGAGAUUAAUGUUAUUAAUGAUAAGUGUCCAGAUCUUAGGCAUCCGCUGUUUAAUGAAGAAAUGGAUUUGGAAGGAGGAUCCGUCAUCGAGCUUGUGAGGAACUCGAAAGAGGAAAGAGGAGAAGAGUUCAGACUGGAAGACGAGAUCGACCAUUUGGCAGACUUGUUCAUAACCAGGUUCCACAAGCAGAUGCGCAUGCAGAAGCUCUUGUCCUUCAAGAGUUAUCAAGAGAUGCUGGAGAGAAGCAUUUAGAUCUCAUCAAUGGAUCUCUUAAUUACGUGAAUAAUAUAUAUUGACAGUCAGUCUCUUCAUUCUUUGUUUUCUCAAUGGACCGCUGCUUCGUCAUUCCUACUAAUUAAUUUCUCAUUUAGUUUCUUUGCCCUUUAAGUUUUCCUUUUACGUCUUUGAAGGUGAGAAUUUUUGCUAUUACGCAGUAAAGUGGGCGAGCGUCU
This is a messenger RNA of Rubroshorea leprosula, 890 nucleotides long. The record is from the annotation of a GenBank genome assembly. NCBI's taxonomy places the organism in Eukaryota, Viridiplantae, Streptophyta, Magnoliopsida, Malvales, Dipterocarpaceae.